Salarias fasciatus (jewelled blenny) is the source of this 2122-nucleotide messenger RNA. It is a transcript of the gene tmem266, whose product is annotated as transmembrane protein 266. The transcript is spliced from 11 exons. The coding region runs from base 467 to 2104 and encodes 545 amino acids. Gene Ontology annotation, cellular component: plasma membrane; dendrite. Gene Ontology annotation, molecular function: voltage-gated channel activity. The record is from RefSeq and is a predicted model, not a curated record. Lineage: Eukaryota; Metazoa; Chordata; Actinopteri; Blenniiformes; Blenniidae.
UUUUUUUUUUUUUUUUCUUUCCUGUACCGUAUGUUGAGAGUGACCGGCUGUCUCCCGCGGUGACGGCGGCACCGCUGGACGCGCAUCUGGAGCAGCUGGGAUCCCGUCUUCAGCACCUGGACAGCUCCCCCCCGGCCGCGGACCUCCUCUCCUCCUUAUUAUUAUCGGGCACAUGGAGUCCCUGAUGUGAUUGUGGGGGAAGCCCUGCGAGCACAUGACGCCUCCCCUCCGAAGAUGUCGUUAUCAGCCUGAUCCGGUGACAGGCUCGUCUCCUCCGCCGGAGGAUGCUGCUCUCGGUCCGGAGUAGGUGUUUUCGACGUGCGCUGUCUUCCGAGGGGCGACACGGGGGCUCGGCCGACGCCAAUCUAAGGGUGUGGUAGGAGCCAGAUCUCUUCAGUGGUGAAAUCACUUUUCACACUUGGGAUCAUUUAGCGCGGACGUCUAUUUGCAGAAACAAGAUCUCAACAUGAGCAAGACCCAGGCUCCUCCUCAGGCUGGAGCCUCGGAGCUGGAGGUGAUAUCCCAACAGGUCGAGGAGGACAACCAGUGCGUGGCCCCCGUCCAGCUGGUCAGCUUCGCUUACAGGGACUUGCCUCUGGCGGCUCUGGACAUAUCUCUCGCUGGAUCUCAGCUCAUCUCCAACCCUGAUGAAGAGGACAAUAGGGAUGGGUCAAACUGGCUGAAGCCGUGCUGCGGCCGGAGGGCAGCGCUGUGGCAGGUGUGUCUGCUGUCCGCGGGCUUCAACUGUUUCCUGGUGGCCUGUGUCAUCCUGGUGGUGGUGCUGCUGAUGCUGGAGCUGCUCAUCGACACCAAGCUGCUGCAGUUCAAUAAUGCAUUCCAGUUUGCCAGCAUCAUCCACUGGAUCAGCCUGGCCAUCCUCUCCGUGUUCUUCACCGAGACGGUGUUCAGGAUCGUGGUGUUGGGGAUAUGGGAUUACAUAGAGAACAAAGUCGAGGUGUUUGAUGGAGCUGUCAUCGUACUCUCUCUGGCCCCCAUGGUGGCCUCCACAGUGGCCAACGGGCCCAGCAGCCCCUGGGACGCUAUCGGCCUCAUCAUCACACUGCGCAUCUGGAGGGUCAAGAGGAUCAUUGACGCUUAUGUGCUACAGGUGAAGGUGGAAAUGGAGCUGGAGAUCCAGCAGUACGAGAAGGCCAAGGCAGUGAGGGAGGAACAGCUUGAUCGCCUCACUCAGAUCUGCCAGGAACAGGCCUUUGAAAUCCGGCAGCUGAGGGCCCACCUGGCCCAGCAGGACCUGGAUCUGGUGGCGGAGCGUGAAGCGGCCAUGCAGAUCCACCACAUGUGGGGUAAACAGAGCAGCAGCUUCCAGGAGGUGGACGGGCUGGCCCCCGGGGCCUCCGAGCAUCUCAGGCCGGUCAAAGCCAGAGAGCCUGGGGGGGCCGCAGAUCACCACGGUCAAGACGACAUGAACAACUACAUCAGUCAGUACUACAGCGAGCCGAGCAGCGACACGGGGAUCCCGGACCCGGCCCGCGUCAUCACCACAGCUGCCAUAGACGUGCACCUACCCAACAACCCCAGCCAGCUCCCGUCCUCCCUGGUGAGCGCGGACGCGGCGCCGUCCAGUCGCCUGCAGCGCACGGGCAGCUCGGUCAGCGAGGCCUCCUCCACCACGGUGUCCCGCACCAGCUUCAGCGCCCGCCAGCACAGCAUCAGCAGCCACACGCUGGGCUCCUCCAUGGACUGCAGCUCCACGGUGCGCGAGGCCUCCACCUCCACGGACUACAGCGACCAGCGCUGCUACCCUCCGCCCUACAGCAGCCCGCUGGCGCUGGGCACCCAGCCGAGGGGCAGCCCCAGCGCCGUGGUGCAGGAGCUGCUCUCCUCCCUCACCGAGGACUCGUGCCUGACGCAGAAGGGCCUGGACCCCGUCAACCUCAAACCGCCCAGCCCCACGGGCUCCACCAAGAACAGCCCCGAGCUGGAGCACAGGGUCAACAUCUACAACAAGAGGAACCAGGAGAGCCGGCUGGGGCUCCACUCCAAGGCCGUCAUCCACCUACAGACCAACGAGCCUCUCCUGGAGGAGAAGUACCGGAUGAUGGCGCCGGUGGACUCCGCAGUCAACCGCCUUUCAGAGACAUAGGACUCCGAAACACUUCUG